Messenger RNA from Pomacea canaliculata, 1767 nucleotides. RefSeq names its product 26S proteasome regulatory subunit 8. Gene Ontology annotation, biological process: proteasome-mediated ubiquitin-dependent protein catabolic process. The record is from RefSeq and is a predicted model, not a curated record. Gene Ontology annotation, cellular component: proteasome regulatory particle, base subcomplex. The transcript has 13 exons. The coding region runs from base 13 to 1260 and encodes 415 amino acids. NCBI's taxonomy places the organism in Eukaryota, Metazoa, Mollusca, Gastropoda, Architaenioglossa, Ampullariidae. Gene Ontology annotation, molecular function: ATP binding; proteasome-activating activity; ATP hydrolysis activity.
UUAACCAGAGUUAUGUCCCAUGUCGACUUUUUAACAUCGGUAGCCAACAUGGCGGAAGAGCGAAUGGAUAUUGAUGGUGGAGUGAAUCAUGAAGGGAUCAAGCAGUACUAUAUCAGUAAAAUUGAAUCACUACAGCUGGUUGUUAAUGACAAAACUCAGAACUUGAGAAGACUUGAAGCACAACGAAAUGAACUUAAUGCCAAAGUGCGCAUGUUACGUGAAGAGCUGCAGCUUCUACAGGAACAAGGUUCAUAUGUUGGUGAGGUGGUCAAGCCCAUGGACAAAAAGAAAGUUCUUGUAAAGGUACACCCAGAAGGGAAAUUUGUCGUGGAUAUUGACAAAAACAUAGAUAUUACCCUAGUCACUCCUAACUGUCGUGUAGCUCUUCGCAAUGACAGUUACGUUCUGCACAAGAUUCUUCCCAAUAAGGUUGAUCCUCUGGUAAGUUUGAUGAUGGUCGAGAAAGUUCCAGACUCUACCUAUGAAAUGGUUGGAGGUCUUGAUAAACAGAUCAAAGAGAUCAAGGAAGUCAUUGAGCUGCCAGUGAAACACCCAGAACUCUUUGAUGCUUUGGGCAUCGCACAACCAAAGGGAGUUUUGCUGUAUGGCCCACCUGGGACUGGCAAGACACUGUUGGCUCGAGCUGUGGCUCAUCACACUGAGUGUACGUUUAUUCGAGUUUCGGGAUCAGAAUUGGUGCAGAAAUUUAUUGGAGAAGGAUCACGUAUGGUUCGGGAGCUGUUUGUCAUGGCAAGAGAGCACGCACCAUCAAUUAUAUUCAUGGAUGAAAUAGACUCCAUAGGUUCUUCACGACUUGAGGGUGGAUCAGGAGGAGACAGUGAAGUUCAGAGAACAAUGUUGGAAUUGCUGAACCAGCUAGAUGGGUUUGAACCUAAGCAGAAUAUCAAGGUAAUCAUGGCUACCAACAGAAUUGACAUACUUGACUCUGCAUUGCUGCGACCAGGGCGUAUUGACCGCAAAAUAGAGUUUCCACCACCAAAUGAGGAAGCUCGUUUAGACAUCCUGAAGAUUCACUCACGUAAGAUGAACCUUACUCGUGGGAUCAAUCUUCGCAAAAUUGCAGAGAUGAUGCCUGGGGCAUCCGGGGCAGAAGUAAAGGGUGUUUGCACUGAGGCAGGUAUGUAUGCACUGCGUGAGCGCCGUGUCCAUGUAACUCAGGAAGAUUUUGAGCUGGCAGUGGCAAAGGUCAUGCAAAAGGAUUCAGAUAAAAACAUUUCAAUCAAGAAGCAGUGGAAAUAGCCUUUCCAAAGGAUGGUCAUCUGUGUAUGAAAUCAUUCUGGCCCGUCAUUUCUCAUUAGUAGUAGAAUGGUGGUAGAAUAUUAAAAUUCUGUGCUUUUUUUGUACAGUACAGCUAAACCUUAUCCAGUAACAUUGAUCAGGCUAUUUGGACAAAAGAUUUUGUGGAUGUUUUCAUCAAAAGUUAAGGUUUCACAUCACAAUUUGUCCUAAAUUUUUAUUUAUUAGUCAUUUAUUUCCAACACUAUCUGUUGUAAAACUACAAAAGGUUGGAAUUUCUGGAUGGAUAACGAUCAUCAGCCUCAACUAUAAAAGGUGGAAAAGGAUACACAACCUGCUACCAUUGAAAAGAUUGUUUCUGGAUUUGCAUUUUGCUAUUCUGUAGGAACCGACCAACAGUAAAACCUUUUGUCUUACUAUAUGUGAUGAAAGUAAGAGAAGUUGUCCAGGAUAUAAAAAGCUAUUCACACGACUUUGAUGUUUGAAAAUAAACUUAUCUUUGUAAUGAUA